This is a messenger RNA of Thelazia callipaeda (thelaziosis nematode), 8682 nucleotides long. Lineage: Eukaryota; Metazoa; Nematoda; Chromadorea; Rhabditida; Thelaziidae. The record is from the annotation of a GenBank genome assembly.
AUGCAUACUUUAGGCUUUCGAGCCAUUGUUGCAUUACUAUUAUUACUACUUUUUCAAGUUUUUGUGCAAAGUAUUCACGAUAAAAUUGCUCCACCUGGUACUUCUUCACUGACAUUUGUUUUCGAUACGACGGGUUCUAUGAACGAUGAUUUAAUUCAAGUCCAAGAUGGGGCUAAAAAAAUCCUAGAAACUGUUCUAUCACAACGGGAAAAGCUUAUUUACAAUUACGUUUAUGUACCGUUUCACGAUCCAAGAGUUGGGCCUGUUUUCUCAACUACAGAUCCAAUUGCUUUUCAACGACAUCUCAGCUCCGUGCAUGUUGUCGGUGGUGGGGACUGUCCUGAAAUGGCAUUGAGCGGAAUAAAGUUGGCCUUAGAAAGCUCACUGCCAUCAUCGUUUAUAUAUGCAUUCACAGAUGCGCGAGCCAAGGACUACCAUCUUGAAGAUCAAGUUGUGAAUUUAAUUCAAGAAAAGCAAAGUUCUGUGGUGUUUGUGAUGACAGGAGACUGUAACGAUCGUACACAUCCCGGCUUUCGCUGCUAUGAGAAGGUAGCUGCUGUUGGUUUUGGACAAGUAUUUCAUUUGGAAAAAACUGAUGUCAAUAAAGUACUGAAUUACGUUCGUCACUCAAUAGCUUACAGAAAGGUUCAUAUCAUGUAUGAGAUUCACGAGAAAGGUGGUUCAACUUUAAACCAAAUUCCUGUUGACCGACUGCUUAACGAGAUGACCAUAUCUCUUACAGGCGAUAAGGAUGAUACUGAUUUUUUGGAUAUAAGUCUGAUUAAUCCAAAAGGUUUAUGGGUGAACCAGGCAGAACUCAGCAAUGAAAGUGGUUCAAUUGAUUUGAGUAAUAUCAAACUGAUCCGAAUUCGGAAUCCAAUGCCUGGAAUAUGGAAGAUACGUACAUCAAGUCGUUUGAAGCAUACGUUACGUGUACUCGGUCAGGGCGCAGUUGAUUUUAAGUAUGGUUUUGCUAUGAGACCAACCGAGAAAAUGGAAAUGACGCAUCCAAGACCGAUUGCCCAUCAGAAAACUUAUUUAGUAGUUAAUAUAACUGGUUUAGUACCGCCUGGUAUAGUUUUGGAGAUAUCAUUACUAGAUUAUUACGGCAAUGAAUUGUUCUCGAAAGCAGCGACUAUGCACUCUGAUAAUCCUUACGUAUUUUACGUCGGUCCAUUUAUUCCACCUCUGGGGUUAUUCUUUGUGCGGGUGAGGGGUGAAGAUGAUAAGUCAUAUGAAUUUCAUCGCAUCGCUCCUACAGCAGUUUCCGCGGCUCAAACUGGAGGACCAAGGGCAUAUAUGGCUGAUCGUAUAACAGCUGUGACUUCACAAGCAAUUAAUUUGACUUGUUCGGUAGCAUCAAAAAGCGAAUUUACUCUUUACUGGUUCAAAGGUGACGAGCGACUUGGUGAACCACUUUUCUAUCCAUAUUCCGAUACGUCAGUUUGGACAUUACCGGAAGUAACUCCGAAUGACCGAGGUCAAUAUCGAUGCGUCGUUAUUAGUCCUUCUGGAAAUUACACUGCCACUACAUUUCUCGACGCCAAAGAGCCAAUCCCUGAAAUCACAUCUGUUCGCAAUGAAUCAGUGGCACGAAAAAAUUUGGCUUUCUUACACUGUCGAACUCAAAAUUUACAUACUAUGAUUCAAUGGUUGAAAGGAGAUACUGUGAUUGAUAACUCAGCCAAAAUGCGUUUGUAUCCAAAUGGCACGUUGAUGAUUGUUGACGUUGAUAUGCAAGACGCUGGCAUGUAUCGAUGUCGCGUUCAAACUUCAGGUGGUCGUGCCGAAGCAGUAAUGUAUUUACGUGUUCUUGAUCCACCGAAAGUUCAUGUCACUCCUAAGCAACUGUAUUUUGUACGUGGGCAGUCAUUCAGCAUUAGUUGUUCUGUUGCUGGUGACCCUUCACCCGAACCGCAGUGGUUCUUCAGAAAACAGCGAGUCAUACCAGACCACCAUAAAUAUUACAUUACUUACAAGUAUGAUUUAAUAGUACAAAAACCAACAGAAACUGACGCUGGAAUCUAUGAAUGCCGCGCAAGUAAUGCAGCUGGUACUGAGACGGCUAAUGCAUUCACGCAAAUUGCAACUCCACCAAAAAUUCGUGUUAUUCGUGAUCGACAAAUGGUUGGCAGAGGAGAUCAGAUCACUUUGGAGUGCAUAAUAAUGCAAGGUACUCCAAAACCAGCUAUUAAAUGGUUCCGUGGAGGUAGAGAAGUCCCCAGUUACCGAUAUCUCUCAGUUAAUCAAAACAAACUCACUAUUCAAGAAGUGCAAGAUUCUGAUGCCGGGUCAUACACAUGUGUUGCACAGAAUAUUGCUGGUCGAGAUUCAGGAAUUAUUAAUCUCGAUGUUGGAAGUAUGCCUACAAUUGUGCCAACUCCCGAAACCGUCCGAGUUAACAUCGAUCGGUCUGUUACGUUACAGUGUCGUGCGAUCGGGCACCCACUUCCUAAAAUUACUUGGCGUCGAAAUGGAAUACCGAUAGAAAAUUUAAAUAAUCGAAUUAAAGCACUUCCUGAUGGCAAUGUACGAGUGGAUGACCAAGAUCGUUAUACGUGUACAGCCAAGAAUGUAUUUGGCCACCAAGACAAAACAACAGCACUUUUAGUCACCGGAUUAGUGAGCCCUGUACUGGGACACGUACCACCUGAAGAACAAUUGCUCGAGGGCGAAGAACUUCGUCUGUCCUGUGUUGUUGUACUCGGAAGUCCAAAACCAGUGCUCAAAUGGUACAAAAAUAAUGAACCUAUAAUACCAUCUGCGUAUGUCUCAGUGGAAUCAGGUGGGAGCAGUUUAGUGCUACGUAAAGGUCGACCGCAGGAUGAAGGGAGAUAUACGUGCAUUGCGACCAGUCCAGCUGGCAAUGCUUCCAUUAACGUCAACGUCGAAAUGAUAAGAAAGCCUUAUAUCGAGAAAAAUGAAGUGUUGGAAUAUAAAACACCUAGGGGAGAAGUCAUUGAGAUUCCCUGCCGUGUCACGGGUAAGCCACAGCCCAAAGUAAUUUGGAGUCUAGAUGGGAAGCCAAUUAGCACCAUCGGUCGAGAAUUCGAGAUUUUGCCUGACAAUACGUUGAGAAUUCAUGAGACAAGUGGGAGUCAUUCAGGUAAAUACGUAUGCACAGCUUCAAACUCGGCGGGUGAAGCAGAAAUAGCGACUGGUGUAGUAGUUCUCAGUCCUCCGAUUAUUGAACCUGGACAAAUCUCGUACAAUCUGAUUCAAGGCAAUCAAAUCACACUACCAUGUGAAGCACGUGGUGAUCCAACACCGCACAUCAGAUGGUAUUUGAAUGAUGAGGAGUUCGGCGAUGGCUACGUGGACGAGGACGGUUCCUUAACAAUUGAAAAUGCGCAAGAAUACCAUCGCGGGCAAUUCAAGUGCGUAGCAUCAAAUGAAGUUGGAAAUGAUGAAAAAGUAAUGAGCGUAACGGUGCACACAGCACCAACUAUCGAAGGUUCUGGUCAACUGAAAAUAAUGGUUACAAAAGUUAACAAAUCAGUUUUACUGCCUUGUCCAGCUCGAGCUUUUCCUCCACCUUCCCGAACAUGGAGUUAUGAGGGUAACCGCAUUUACGGUGGCUAUAAUCAGGGAACAAAAAUGAAAGUUACACCUGACGGAUCGUUAGAAAUAAGUACGCCUCAAAUGAAUCAUGCUGGAAGAUACACAUGUCAUGUGUCCAAUCUGGCUGGUGAUGAUCAGAUUACAUAUUUACUAAAAAUACAGGAACCUCCAAAAAUCAUAUCUGACAUACCAGGUACAAUUGAUGUCGUGCUUGGUUUGAUGCUUGAAAUUCCCUGUCGUGCAAUCGGCACACCACAACCAACAAUUGCAUGGGAAAAAGAUGGAUUUCAGGUGAUUUUAGUAUUAAUCGAAAAAAGCAUUAUUAGCAUGGAGAGUGAGUGGUUGAUCAUUCCUGAUCAUAUAAAUCAUAUUGAUAUGGCUGGGACAUUACGUAUCGAUAAAACGCAGCUAAUACACAGCGGAAUAUAUAGAUGUAUAGCAACAAAUCCUGCUGGACGUGAUGAACGAAAUGUUCAAGUAGAUAUUCAAGAGCCACCAAAGAUUUCAUCGAAUACCUUAACUGAGUACACCACCGUAGAAGGUGAUCGUAUCGAAUUACGUUGUUUUGCUAGUGCAAAUCCACCACCUACAAUAACAUGGAGUCAAAAGGGAAUUAAAGUGACAAAUGAGACCCCACGUAUGCAUGUAAUCGCUGAUGGCACCUUGGUUAUUGAUGACGUUGAAAGCGAUGAUGCAGGCCAUUAUAUCUGCAAAGCGACUAACGUUGCUGGUGAAUCGGAGAGAGUGGUACGAUUACGAGUAAUAACACCACCUGAUAUACCUGAUCAAGAAACCACUGUAAUAGAGACAAUUGUGGUUGGACAAUCCUUUAGUCUUUACUGUCCGGUUUUUUCCACUCCGUUACCUCAGAUUACCUGGCUGCUGAAUGAACGACCAAUAAAUGAAAAUGAUGCAAAUAUCGUCAUAUCUGACAAUCAGAGACGUUUGCAUAUCUUGAAGUCACGCGUAUUUGACGCUGGAAAUUAUAAAUGUAUUGCGCGGAAUCCAGCUGGAGAAUCUGCAAAAACUUUUCACGUCGAAAUUGUUGGUAAGAUUUACAUUUAUUUUCAUAUCAGCAAAAUUAAAAUGCUUUCAGUACCUCCCAACCUAGAUCAAGCUACCCAUAAAGUGAAGUUGACAGUGCCUGAGAAUAAGCAUAUUGAGUUAGGAUGUCCAAUAUCAGGGUUACCUGAACCCGAUAUUUCUUGGCUUGUUAACGGACAGCUUCUUGAACAAAGCAUGACAAGACGAGGUGUAAGGUUGGCAGGAAAUGGGAAAUCGAUCGUGAUAGAAUCUGCACAGCUGGAAAAUGAAGGAAUCUAUACUUGUGUAGGGACGAAUAAAGGUGGGAGCUUGGAUGUGGACGUGCAUCUCAGUGUUCUUGCUCCUCCAAAAGUUGGAAAAGACGAAGAACUAGAAGUAAUUGUCGGAAAAAGUUUAGUAAUGAACUGUGACGUGGAGCAAGAAGGAAUGAAAUCGACGAUUUCUUGGCUCAUGAAUGGUUCUGAAACUUUGCCUUCAAAUGCGCAAAUUGUUUUGGAUGGACGUCGGAUGUACCUAGAUCAGAUUACUCUUCAAAACGAAGCCACUUAUCAGUGUCGAGUCCGAAACAGUGCAGCAGCACCACGUUUUCAAGAAAACAAUUAUGAAGCAAAUACUCAAGUGACAUUGGGAACAGCUCUAUCUUUGACUUGUCAUGUAGACGGUCAUCCAUUUCCAAACAUUAGAUGGCUACGUGAUGGUCAGGUAAUGAUAGACGAACAUGCAUCCCUGAGCGAUCGCAAUCAAAAACUAGUGCUUCAAUAUACCGAUUAUGCUAAUCAUAGAUAUACUUGCGUUGCAAACAAUAAAGCUGGCAGUAUUUCUCGAGAAUUUCUGGUACAGGUGAUAGCUCCUCCUGAAAUGAUUUAUUCCGGUGAUCGCACAUCAAUUGAAGUUAUCGAAGGACACACUUUAACUUUAGAAUGUCCACUUUUCAGACCAAAUAGUAUCAUCAGUAUAGAAUGGUUUAAAAAUGGACGUCCAAUAACGCGAGAUGAUGUGAAUAUGCAAAUUUCCUUGGAUGAAACCACGCUCGUGACGGUUAGUGCCGAGAAAGAUGCUGAGGGUACAUAUAUCUGUGUGGCGAGAAAUUCAGCUGGACAGGCUACACGGGAAUUUGAUGUUACAGUAAUCGUGCCGCCAAGCAUCAUUGGCAAGGCAGUAGAGGAUGUUGUUGUUGUGGAAGGCGAAUCGCUGGAACUUCAAUGUGAUUUUGAAGCUGAUCCAAUUCCAGACAUUCAGUGGUCUAAGGAUGGCUUGGAAGUUGGGAGAAAUGUACAGCUUUUGAAUGCGAAAAGAAUCGCACUGGUUGCAUCAGUAAGUGCCGCAGAUGCUGCGAGUUAUCGCUGUGGUGUGAUAAACAAGGCAGGUCGGGCCGAAAAAACGUUCAACGUUCGCGUAAUAACGAAGCCUGAAUUGAAAAAUGCAAAUUUGCCGACACUGGUGGAAUCACUUAUACAUCGACCAAUUAGUUUGGAGUGCCUGUUAGAAGGCAAUUCAGAUGCCAAUAUUUCAUGGACUAAAGAUGAUGUCCCAUUGAUUCCAGGAUAUGAAGAAGAUAUUCAGAUUUUAAAUGGUGGGCGGUAUCUGCUCAUAUCAGAUACUCAACUAGGCUACCAGGCACGAUAUACGUGUAUAGCACGUAACAAAGCCGGUGAAGCAAGCAAACAUUUCAAAUUAUCGGUGCUUGUGCCACCAGCAGUUGUGAGUAAGAGUAAACAGUACAGAGUAAUCGAGAAUAACUCGUUGAUUCUGCCUUGUGAAGUGGAAGGACAGCCAUUUCCAACCAUUACUUGGACAAAGGAUGGCAUACCAGCGUUGCAUUUGAAUUCUGUACAAACUCUUUCAGAAGGACAGCAACUGAAAAUUGUACGAGCUGGUGUGGAACAUCGUGGCUCAUACGUUUGUUUAGCGCAGAACAAAGUUGGUAAAUCCGAAAUUGGAUUUGACGUUGAUGUAAUCACUCGUCCAACAAUAGCUAAAGAAGUAAAAAAGGUUAUCGAUGUUGUUCAAAACGAUUCUGCAGUGAUUAAAUGUCCAAUAAUUGACCAAGGAUUUUCUGGCGAAGUCACUUGGUUGAAGGAUUAUCAUCCAGUACGUAUUGAUGGCCGAAAAUAUGCCGUGUCCCAGUUGAGUCGAAAACUUCAUAUUAACAGGGUAGAUAUUCACGAUGAAGGGAGCUACAGUUGCCGUGUCAGGAAUGAUGCAGGCGAGUCGAGAGCAGACUAUAAACUGAAUAUUCUACUUCCUCCUGAAAUAUUAAUUCUUGAUAAAGACAAGAAUAGAACAGUAAAUGAAAACAGCGCAAUAACAUUGAGUUGUCCAGUAACCGGCAAGCCUGAACCGGAAAUCGAGUGGUUUAAAGAUGGUGAACUUAUCAAAUCUCAGAAUAUCACAAAAAAAAUCGAAACAGGAGUUUUAGACGGCAAUGACGUGAAAAUCUCACGCGUUCAAGUAAUAAAUUCGGGACGUUACACGUGUGAAGCAAAAAAUAAAGCUGGAAUGGCAGAGCAAGACAUUUUAUUAUAUGUAAUGACACCUCCGAAAAUUGAAUAUGAAGGAGUGCCUGAAGAAAUUGGUGCAAAAUUGAAAAGUUCUUUAACGAUAAAUUGUCCAGCAUACGGUCGACCUAUGCCAGUGGUAAAUUGGCUUAAGUCCGGUAGACCACUCGACUAUGGAGCCGAUAUUUACUUGUCAGCGAAUGGAAUGAAAUUGCAUUUUUUGAAUAUGAAAAAAAGUGAUGCUGAUCAUUAUACGUGUAUUGCGAGAAAUGCUGCUGGGGAAGAGAAGCGUGAUUUCGUGGUGAAACUGUUGGAAGCUCCAACAAUCGAAGGACCCAAUAUUUUGCAUAGAGUGCAAGUGAUUUCGGGUCGAACUGCAGUGAUCAAUUGUCCAGCAUUUGGUAGCCCUAAACCAUCAAUUGCUUGGCUUAAAAAUGGACAACCACUGAUUUCUGACCAUCGUCACGCUAUUUUGAACGGUGGACGACAACUUGAGAUCAGCGAUGCUUCUCUUAACGACGAUGCAAGGUAUACUUGCAUAGCGACGAAUGAUAUUGGUUUGACUGAUUUGGAGACACAUCUUCAGGUUAUAGGCACCCCAGUGAUAGCUACUGAUAAACACGAAGUGAUUGAAGUACUUGUAAAUGAAGCCAAAGAUCUACUCUGCGAUGUCUCAGGGACCGAACCAAUCGAUAUAGAAUGGUUACGAGGUGGUGAAGCUAUUGAGCUUGCCGGUACUUCACGUUUCGGUACUAGCUAUCUUCAGAUCUCAUCACGUGGCCGCAUCCUACAUAUUUUAUCAGCACAACUCUCAGAUGCUUUACGGUAUACUUGUAUUGCUCGGAACUCUGCUGGUGAAGCGAAAAAAACGUUUGACUUACGUGUUUUGGUUCCACCAACAAUCAACGAAUCUUCGUCCUCAUCACCACUGCAAACAAUUGUUCCGCGCACUGGUUUUGCUGUGGAGUGUGUUGUUCAUGCUGUUCCUGAUGCUCAAAUCAUUUGGACAAGAAACAAUCUUCUUCUUCGACCCAGCGAUGAUUUUGUUUUUCUUAAUAACAAUCAAACAAUAUGGGUGAACAAUGUACGUGAGGGUUUUGACGGACGUUACACUUGCAUGGCGGUAAAUAAAGUUGGGCGCGCAAGUCGAGACUUUAUUAUCAAACUAACAGCCCCACCUGUGCUAGAUGGAACUAGUCAGAAUAUAGAUGUUGUAAUUGGGGAUUAUGUCAUUCUCAGUUGUAAAGUGCUCAGUGGUACAGGAAAAUUAAGUGUAAAGUGGAUUGUUGAUGGACGUGAAGUUGGAGAUGGACAGAUUAGUCAAACAGUUCGGGUCGAUGGAAAACGAGUUGAAAUUCGAAAUGCGCGAAUAAGCGAUUCAGGCAGUUACGUUUGUGUUGUCCAAAAUGAAGCAGGAGUAGCGAGGAAGAACUUUGAACUUGCUGUUCUUGAACGACCUCGCUUUUUGGAUAUGACAAAUCUGAAUCCAUCUAUCAUUGUUGGGAGACCGUUACUGUUGGAUUGCUCUGUGACAGGUACUCCAAAACCCAUAGUUAUGUGGUCCAAGGUUAGCCUUUAG